Messenger RNA from Didymodactylos carnosus, 2224 nucleotides. NCBI's taxonomy places the organism in Eukaryota, Metazoa, Rotifera, Eurotatoria, Philodinida, Philodinidae. The record is from the annotation of a GenBank genome assembly.
AUGUUGGACCGUGAGCGACUCAGCACAAACGUGGGGUCAAAGGGCUCGCCUGAGGGUGAAGAAUGGAAUGGGUCAGGAAGACGCGAUGUGCAGCACACCAGACCUCAUGCAGCAACACCAUUAAUUUGCACAACAUCCGACUCAACCAUGGCAACGUGUCUUACGGUGCAAACACGGGCACAUGGUCACAACAUGCUGCUUAACAACACCCCAAAAGCAUCUGUCAAUGCCACAGACAGCACCGAACCCACAGCUUCCUGCAGCACAUCGACAGCAACAACGCCCAACCACAGAACAGUCAAGGCAGCAGAACAAAGGACACACUAUGCAGCAAUGCAACAACGUUGGCAGCCAGCAGAUGACACAAUGCAAAAAUCACAUGCAGUGCCUGACAACUCUACAAUCUCACCCAGAAAUAUCUCAACACAACACGUAGCAUCUGGCCGUCCAACAGCUGAACAGACCAUAGUAAAUACUGAACAACACAUUUCUUUCUUUCCUUUUUUCGAGAUGAAAUCUCGCUCCGUCGCCCAUGCUGGAGUGCGGUGGCACGAUCUCAGUUCACUGCAACGUCUGCCUCCCAGGUUCAAGAGAUUCUCCUGCCUCAGCCUCCCAAUGAGCUGAGAUCACACCCGGCUAAUUUUUUUGUAUUUUUAGUAGAGAUGGGGAUUCACCAUGUUGUCCAGACUGGUCUCGAACUCCUGACCUCAAGUGAUGUGCCCACCUUGGCUUCCCAAAGUGCUAAGAUUAUAGGCAUGAGCCACCGCGCCUGGUCUAGUUUUUGUAUUUUUUGUAGAUACAGGGUUUCACCAUGUCGCCCAGGCCGGUUUCGAAUUCCUGAGCUCAAGUGAUCCACCACCUUGGCCUCCCAAAGUGCUAGGAUUACAGGCGUGAGCCACCAUGCCCGGCCAAAACAGCAUAUUUCAACACAGCACCCAGGACACAAUAGCACAGCCCAAAAAAAACCAGAUCUGGAGUUAGAUGGACGCGGUUUGAAUCCUCGUUGGUCUCUUAGCCUUGGUGUGACUUGGGCAAACUGACUUCCUUUUUCCGAGCCUCAGUCUUCUCAUCUGUAAAAUGGGCCUGAUGGCACUCCUCUCAUCCUGGGGCUACUAUAAGGAGUCAGUGAGUGUGUGACUGGGAGUCAGUGAAGGGCCUGACCCAUUGCAAGGCUGUUACAGAUCAUGGUGUUGUGGCAGGUUGUAAUGCCCCCCCAAAAGAUGUCCAGGUCCUUAUCCUUACAACCUGUGAAUUUGUUACCUUACAUGGUAAAAAGGACCUUGCAGGUGGGAUUAAGUUGAGGAUUUUGAGAUGAGAAGUUUACUCUAGACUGUCUGGCUGGGCCUAAUGUAAUCACAGGGAUCCUUUUUAGAGGGAGGCAGGAGGGACUGAGUAAGAAAAGAUAAUGUAGGCUGGGUGUGGUGGGUCACACCUGUAAUCCCAGAAUAUAUUGGGAGGCUGAGGAAGGAGGAUUGCUUGAGCACAGGAGUUUGAGACUAGCCUGGGCAACAUAGCAAGACUCCCUCUCUAUAAAAAGUUAAAAGAAUGAGUUGAAUGUGGUGGCACAUGCCUGUAAUCCCAGCUACUUGAGAAGCUAAGGCGGGAGAAUCAGUUGAGCUCAGGAGGUCAAGGCUGCAGUGAGCCAAGACCAUACCACUGCACUCCAGCCUGGGCAACAAGAGUGAAGCUUCAUUUCAAACAAACAAACAAACAAUCAAACAAGUAAACAAACAGACCCCAAACUAUUAUUUUACUUCUGGGGCCCAGAAUUCCAAAAUCAGCUUCACUGGGAUAAAGUCAAGGUGUCAGCAGGGCUGGUACCUCCUGGAGCCUUGAUAAGAGGAUCCAUUUCCUCGCCUUUUCAGCUUCUGGUCGCCCCUUUAUUCCUUUGUGCGAAGCCCCUUCAUCCAUCUUCAAAGCACAUCACUCCAGUCUCUGCUUCCAUCCUCACAUUGUCUCUCUCUGGCUCUUCCUGCACUCCUCUUUUUUUAAAAUUAAUAUUGCCACAUUAUUUUAAAUUAUGUACAAAGACCUAACAUGUCACUCAGGGACCAUUUCACCCACUGCUCUAUUUAGCCGCCAGUCUCUUCAGCAAUGGUGAGGGUUUGGUGUACACAUUAUUUCAUCACCCAGGUAAUAAGCAUAGCACCCGAUAGGUAGUUUUUUCGGUCCUCACCCUCCUCCCAUCUUACCCUCAAGUAGGCCCUGCUGUUUGUUGUUCCCU